Molecule: messenger RNA, 1071 nt
Organism: Symbiodinium pilosum
Lineage: Eukaryota; Dinophyceae; Suessiales; Symbiodiniaceae
Source: the annotation of a GenBank genome assembly
AUGGAAUUGAUGGAGGGUUCUCUGGCUGAGGCCAUGUCCAUGUGGGGUCCAAAUCAUCUGGUCGGCUCCGUUGCUCACUUACAAGUGAUCAGAUUUGUCAGCGCAAGCCUGCUUCACACACUGGCUCGGCUGAACUAUGGCACGAGCAAAAGCCUGGUUCAUCGCGAUGUGAAGCCUGACAACAUCAUGAUUGACAGCUUAGGGGCCAUCAGGCUUGGUGACUUCGGCAUCUCAAAGGUGGUGGAGAAGGUGCAGGAGUACAGCCGGGCUUCUACAGGCGGACCAGAGGCCUUUGCAUCGCCAGAGGCCAUGGAAGACAACAUCCAAGCCCACAGGACCAGUGACCUGUACUCGCUCGGCAUGGUAAUGCUGGCAAUGAUGCUUGUCAAAGCAAAUGGAGCAGGAAUCCCUCGAGAUUGGCAGAGCCAGAAAAUGAAGCUUGAAGACAGCGUUCCGCAAGAUUGGCCGCCGCACAUUUCACAUGCAUUCCGGUGCUUGAUGAAAGCUCUUUUGGAAAGAUCUCCGAAGAGGCGGGGCUUCAACGAGCGCAUUCCCAAGAACAUGACCCCUCAUCGAAUAGUUCUGGCGCAUCCCUUCUUUUGGUCUUCCCAGAAAGGCCUACGCUUCCUUGUGACAUUGGGAACCUACAGGAUGAAUUCGCGCGACACGGACAUUGCGGCUGACCUUGGUGUCUUCCGGAAUCUGAGGAGCGAGGUGCAUUCUGCUAUCGAGCAUGCCUUGCCAGAGGGUAAGGCUUCAUGGUUUGACAUAGUGCAGGACCUGGAGCAGACCGGCAAGCAUGAGACGGCAGAUUAUUGGAAGCAGGAGCCUUUCGGCCUGCUCAAGUUCAUUCGGAACAAGUACAUACACUUGAACGACUCGGAUAUGAGUGUAGAGGUCCGCACGAAACUCUCCCAGCACGUCUUCCAGCACCGCUUCCCGCAGCUGGUGGCACGCAGCUGGGAGGCCCUCCUCGAUUCCAUUGACAUAAUCCAAAACUAUGUGCAGCAUGCCCAGCUCUAUGAAUUCUUCGAGCGACCUGUUGAAGUGGAGUGGUUUCGAAGUAUGUAG